Molecule: messenger RNA, 927 nt
Organism: Fibroporia radiculosa
Lineage: Eukaryota; Fungi; Basidiomycota; Agaricomycetes; Polyporales; Fibroporiaceae
Exons: 4
Coding region: 1-927 (308 amino acids)
Source: RefSeq, a predicted model, not a curated record
AUGGAUUUGUCGAUCCCCUUCUUCCAGAGCGAGCUUCUGUUCUACCCUAGCCUAUCGUGUGUAUCCAGUCUAUCCUUAACGACACUCAUUUCCUAUGGGGUAUAUGGCACUUUGGACUGGAGACCCAUUGUCAUAUUCACCUGCUCCGAUUUUCUUGCCAUGGGGCUUGAUCACUACCUUGACAAUGCUGAAAACCUCGCUCAAGCACGAGCGACAGGGAAUGAUGGCGUUGUAUCGGUAUUCACUCAAGCGCGUAUGAUGUUAAUCUGCGUCGCGUGUAUAUUAUUUGGCGCCCUCUUGUGUUCUCCUAUACAGACGUGGGCUAUCACAGCAUUAUUUGUCGCACCUGCGCUGGUCUGGAACAGACCGCUAUUCUGGUUACCGAUACGUGAUGUGGCCAACGCCCGGGGAGACGACGAGGAGCCAGCUGGGUUCUUCAAGCAUGGGUUCGUUAUAAAGCGUAUACCUGGCAUGAAAGCUAUUAUUAUUGGGGUGAUCCGCGGUUGUGGGACGUUCGCCGUGGUACACUCCGUAUUGUCUCCACGGUUGCUGAACAACGAAUCAAGCAUGUGGACUCCAACACAGCUACUUAUAUGGUCUACGAUCAACUGGAUCUGCCAUACGACGAUGGCAGAUGUUCGCGACUACAUUGACGAUCUGAAAGAGGAAAUUCCUACCUUGCCAGUGCUUUUUAAGUCCGUGCUCAAGACGAAGGUGCUCCUGACGUUCUUGCAUGCCGUCAACAUCAUCAGUUUCUCCCACAACGUGUAUAUCGUAUUUGGCUCCCUCUACGCUACGCUGCUCGUGUGGUUAUUGGACGAGAGCAGUCCGAGGAGUCAUUUCGUCUUCAGCAUGGAGGGCCAGCCUUUAACAAUUGCUCUAUAUUUCGCCGUUCAGGCCUGCAAAAAGCUCCCUGCGUUUGCAUAG